This is a messenger RNA of Ficedula albicollis (Collared flycatcher), 749 nucleotides long. It is a transcript of the gene KCNE1, whose product is annotated as potassium voltage-gated channel subfamily E regulatory subunit 1. Bases 248 to 628 code for a protein of 126 amino acids. Gene Ontology annotation, cellular component: membrane. Gene Ontology annotation, biological process: negative regulation of delayed rectifier potassium channel activity; membrane repolarization during action potential; regulation of heart rate by cardiac conduction. NCBI's taxonomy places the organism in Eukaryota, Metazoa, Chordata, Aves, Passeriformes, Muscicapidae. The transcript is spliced from 2 exons. Gene Ontology annotation, molecular function: voltage-gated potassium channel activity involved in ventricular cardiac muscle cell action potential repolarization; potassium channel regulator activity; delayed rectifier potassium channel activity. The record is from RefSeq and is a predicted model, not a curated record.
CCGGGCAGGAGCUCUGCCCUGGAUGCUGCUGGUUGCAAAAUUCCCGGGAGCCGGAGUGAGGAAAUGGAGCUGCCUUGUGCAAUGGAGAAGAACGGGGUCUGACCUACUCAUCCCUGCAGGAAUGGCAGGGAAACGAGCCAGGGAGGUCAGUGCAGCCUUUAAGGAGGAGGAGAAGCACCAGAACAUUUGGAAGGCAGAAAAUCUGGGAGCUUAAGGAAGGCAGCAGCACCGAGGACAGAAAGUCAAGAUGUUGGUGCUGUCCAACAGCUCAGCCCUGAACCUGCUCCUCUCCAAACUGCUGCAGAACUGCCUGGAGCAGAGCAACAGCUCAGCCCCUGCUCGGGUGAGCAGCGCCAGCAGCAGCCUGGAGAUCAUCUACGUGCUGCUGAUGCUGGGGCUGUUCGGGUUCUUCACCGCGGGGGUGAUGGUGACCAACCUGCGGGCGCGGCGCCUCGAGGGGCCCCGCGACCCCUACAGCACCUACAUCGCCGCCGACACCUGGCACCGGCAGGACAGGCUGAACCUCCAGCACAAGAUCAUCGAGAACUACAAGCUCUGCUGCGUCCUGGAGAACCAGCUGGCCGUGGAGCAGCCGGGCAGCAAGAUCCCUGAGGAGAAAUCUGCCUAGGGGAAGGGAUUUUCCUAGAGAAUGGAUUGUGCGUGGUACAGGGAUGAUGUGGGUAAUUGCCCUGGUUUGAAGGACAGAUCUCUGCCAAUAAGGGCAGGAGCUUCUCUUUGAAAUGGAGAAU